Messenger RNA from Zophobas morio, 2193 nucleotides. RefSeq lists its product as uncharacterized. Lineage: Eukaryota; Metazoa; Arthropoda; Insecta; Coleoptera; Tenebrionidae. The record is from RefSeq and is a predicted model, not a curated record. The coding region runs from base 76 to 2172 and encodes 698 amino acids. The transcript has 12 exons.
CUACCCGUAUUCAAACUACGAGUUUGAGAGCUUUGCUUUGUUUUAUGCCGAAACUUAUAAUACCUUAAAGUUGUAAUGGAUGCGACUUCGGAAUUUCUUGUGGAGCAGCCGGUUUUACUAAAUUCUAAUCAAGGAACUUUGGGUGAAGCUGGAGACACUGUCUCUUAUAAGGAAACUUUAGAAACUACUGCUGAAGAGUCAGGAGACAAAAUAUUAAAUUUACGUUGCGAGGAUGCGAAAGGUGUCAAGUCGUCACCCAAUCCUGAUCUUACCGUAAAUGUUGAAAUUCAAUCUUCUGAUGUCGCUUUGAACGACCCUAAUCCUGUUUACGCGAGCACUUCAGAACCUGCAAGUCAAGAAAACGUUGAUAGCAAUAAAGAAAAUCACUUAACAAGCGGUGAUAAUUUAAAAACCAAUGUAAAUUCAGUAAGAUCCGGUGGAAAAAACACAGAAAGAGCAUAUCCUAAAGAGAAAUCACGCUUUACACGACCUUCUGGUAAGUUUGCGCGAUUUAGAUCAGGUAUUGACGGUAGAAAUAAUAUAAGUUCCAUCGCUGGCUCCUCUGUCGCUGAAAAUAUUUCGGAUAACUUAGACUUCGAGACGAGGCUUGCCCAUAAUUGUAAGUUAGCUCCCGGAAGAAAUUACACUAAUGUUUCAGAUCGUCCUUCCGAAAGGGUUUAUCAGAGGUUUAUACGGAGUACUAGGCGUGAAAAAACUCUGGCAAGUAAUUCAACGGAAGUACCCGACUCACAAUUAGACGACCUGAACACAAGUUUAAAAGAACAAAGCAACAAUGUAUCCUCCGAACUUCACUCGGUUCGCAGAAAUAGAGAGUUUACGCGGUCUGAAGGAAGGAGAAGAGGCAUGGACAAGCGCAUUUCAGGAAACAUAGAAAAUGAAGUUCAACCUUCACUAAUUGAGGGGGAAAACACUGUUAAAGGUCAAUUACUUAAACCUCGUCAAAAUCGAUUCAAUUCUUUUCGCGGUCGGUCUUUUGAUUAUGACGGUUUGAGAAUUCUUCUUGUUACUCACGUUCAAGGCCGUUUUACUUUGCUCGAUAGGAUGGCGAAAACUAUUGGAGCAGAUCUUGUUAUUAAUUCAGGAAAUUUUGGCUUUUUUGAUGAAGAAAGUUAUGAUAGUAUGCCGCCCAGGAAACUUUUCUUUUUGUUAAGGAAGUCAUAUAAGUACAAGCUUAACCAAGAGGAAAGAGAUGCUUUUUAUAAUUUUUCAGUGGAUGCGUGUCGUCGGGAAUUAAAGCGUCGACUUCUCUUCAGCGAACUCCCGCUUCUUUUGAGUGGAGAAUCUGCACUUUCUGUGCCUAUUUACACGAUAUGGGGUGAAAAUGAAGAUGUUCGAGUGCUUGAAAAGUUCCGUACAGGAAAAUACAACGUUCGGAAUCUUUUUAUUCUCGAUGAAAAGCAUUCCUAUAGAAUUCAAAAUUUCCGUCUUUUUGGCUUGGGCGGCGCUUUCCGGUUGCAUAAGCUCUUCGAUAACGGGAUCGGCAAGCACACGAUAGCCGGCGAAAUAGGCACCAUGUGGACAACCCUUAUUCAGAUUGCCGAAUUACUGACGACUAGUCGACGCAUUCCGUACGAUCCCACUGAAGUGCGGAUCUUCGUAAGCUACACGGGGAGCAUAACGCAGCCAAUGGUCACACAGCUCACCCUGCAGCUGCGGGCAGCCCUUGCCAUCCGCGGCCAACUUCGCUCACGUGCGCUGACCAUGUAUAGCGACGCAAGCAUGUAUGACACUGAGUCGUGGUUGGCGAAGUGCCAAGCUAUGCAGGACGAAAUUUUUGAUUACUGGGAGAAGCUCGAGCCUCAGAUCUGCGAGAUUUGCACAGAGAAAGAGAUUGCAGCUUUUAAGCGUGUUUUGCUUUUUGUUAAGAAAAUUCCUAAUCUCAAAGUUAUGAGGACCAUUUACAAUAUAAAUCCUCCAUAUUUGAAUGCUGGCCGCGCUGUUCUCACACUCUCCCGCGACAAUUUCCAUUUGGAGACCGUCACUAAUUCUUUUCUCCCAAGAGUGGAUUAUCGAACUCGUAAUUUUCAAAACGCCUCACGAGUUUAUAGACAAUCGCGUCGCAAAGAAAUGCCGGAGAACGCCGCUGAUCUAGUUGAUGGUCGGCUUCCGAACAACGUUGAAGAAUCUACAGGUCAAAUUUUAAAUCGUUGAGCUUUUAAAAAAAUAAAAUCU